AUGCCUGGGGCGCCCGUAGCUCUUUCUCUUGCCCUCGCGGCCUUUUGCUCUCUUUCCUGCGCUCUGCAGCCCUACGAUGGCCCGGCGCCCCAGCUCCCCGACCGCACGCCUUUCGGCUUCGGCGCAGCCGCUACUGGAGGCGGCACGCCCACCGCGAACAACACCUAUGUGGUCGACAACAUGCCCGACCUGCGCACCGUCCUGAAAAUGGAAACCCCGCGCACCGUCUACGUCAAGGGCGAAAUCAAGGGCAGCGAGAUCAACGAAACCGUGACGGGCGACUGCCAGUUCUACGUUGACAGCAGCAACAACUCGAAGUUCAACUUCACCCUGUAUCUCAUGGGCAUGAACGAGACCUACACCGGCCUGGUGCAGGAUGCAGCCGACGCCGGCCAGCAGUUCGACGGCCAGAACGCCACCGAGUUGCUCGACCUGAUCAAGCGCCAAAAUGGCUGGCGCAGCCAGGUGCAGAACGUGCAAAAGUCGUGGGAAUCCAUCGACGCGGCGGGCAACCUGACGCUGGUCGGAUGGGACUCGUCGGCCUACCUGCACGGCGUCAACCUCAACUUCAACACGCGCUCCAACAUCAUCAUGCGCAACAUCCGCAUCUCGUCUCCCCGCGACUGCUUCCCCUCGCCCGAGACGUACCCCAGCAGCUGGAACGCCCGGUACGACGCCGUGUCCAUGGUGUCGUCGCACACCGUGUGGUUCGACGGCAACGUCUUCGAGGACGGGCCCACGGCCGUCGCCCCCGACGACUUCCUGUGGGGCUGGAAGGUCGACCGCUACGACGGCCUGUUCGACGCCGAGGACGGCACCGACAGCGUCACCUUCUCGCACAACGUCGUCGCCAACCACCACAAGUCGCUGCUGUGGGGCGGCGGCGAGAAGGAGGGCCCCCUCGACCUGGGCAAGAUGCGCUUCACCGUCUUCGGGAACCACUUCUCCAACAGCAUGAGCCGCAACCCGCUCAUGCGCUUCGGCACCUUCUACAUCGUCGCCAACCUCUUCGAGAACUACGCCGAGCAGGCCCCGCUCUUCGCCGACGACAGCGUCUCCUCGCCCAACGCCACCAAGCGUGCUACCACCGCCGCCGCCGCCGCCAACGAGACGUCCUCGUACAAGCCCAACUUCCAGUACAACCUCGGCGUCUACAACGCCUCGACCGUCGUCGUCGCCGCCAACGCCUUCGUCCAGUCCGGCACCCACGGCGCCGACGACUCGUCCCGCAUCUUCUCCUUCUCCGACCUAUCCACCCCGCAGCUCCCCGCCACCCUCUGCUCGCCCGCCGACAUCGCCAACUCUUCCUCCUCUUCCUCGGCCCUGGACGCCCUGAAGAUCAAGAGCACCUUCAACGGCGCCUCCAUCGACCUGCAGCGCAACGCCGAGAACACGUGGGCGUACGCGCGCGAGGACGACGACGACGGCGAGUUCGUCGACGGCGGGUUCGUGACGGGGUGCGAGGGGUUGGCGGCGCAAGAGGUGCCGGUGGACGCGUUUGGUGGGGAUGCCGCCGCGGUGGAGGCGUAUGUCAGGAAGAAUGCGGGGCAGACGACGGCGUGA
Messenger RNA from Diplodia corticola, 1563 nucleotides. RefSeq names its product pectate lyase. Gene Ontology annotation, molecular function: pectate lyase activity. The record is from RefSeq and is a predicted model, not a curated record. The transcript is spliced from 3 exons. NCBI's taxonomy places the organism in Eukaryota, Fungi, Ascomycota, Dothideomycetes, Botryosphaeriales, Botryosphaeriaceae. Bases 1 to 1563 code for a protein of 520 amino acids.